Messenger RNA from Exaiptasia diaphana, 863 nucleotides. RefSeq lists its product as uncharacterized. Bases 1 to 582 code for a protein of 193 amino acids. The record is from RefSeq and is a predicted model, not a curated record. Lineage: Eukaryota; Metazoa; Cnidaria; Anthozoa; Actiniaria; Aiptasiidae. The transcript has a single exon.
AUGAAUGUGGUGGAUCUCAACAGGAAAUUGCAGGGAAUGCAUCCCUUCUGGCUCACGCCAUUUUUUGAGCUUGAUCUCCCAAGAGCUUAUUCUGUUCUUGACUCUUGUACAAUUCUUUCGAAGCAUCAAAUGUGCACUGUUCGUGAGGUCGAUUUUCAAGCUUUGACUAAGUAUGACACGUCAGUGUUUGGAUACCCAAGACAAACCUUCUUGCAUCAAUGGCUGCACACUCCAGGCAGUCAUGCACGAGUUGCUGUAAGUCACGAGGGGAAUAUAUCUGGCUAUGCAGCAAGUAGAGUCACUUUUAACAGACAAGGAUAUCGACUGGGACCUCUUUACGCAAACUCGAUGGAAAUUGCCGAGGGUUUAAUGAAAGCAAUAUUUCAAGAAAUGCUAGACGAGGGAUGGUCGUCUUCCUCAUCGGUCUAUAUCGUCUGCCCAAUAGGUAUCAAUCAUGAUGCAAAAAUACUAAUGGAGAGACUCAAGGCCAAGGUUUGCUUCGAUUCAGUCCAUCAGUCAAGAAAGAUUCCCAAUGGCCGCUUUAGCAAUUGGUUUGCCAUAGCUUCGGCAUCAAUUGGAUAAAAAUGACUAUGGCAAAGAAGGAUGUGUAGCCUCACUGAUUAGGAUAUAUUCGAUAGGGUAUUUUUUCGACAAAGGUAUGGAUUUUAUGAAGAUUUUAAAACAACUGUUUCACCGCAACCUUCAGCUUAUCCAACAGGGGGUUAGUUAUGGGUUCUUAACCGAUUCAUAGUUUAUUAAAAAUAGUAAAGAAAUGUAAUUUAUUACAUAUUUAUCUGGCAGGUAUACAGAAUAUAACAUAUUAGAUAAAAUAAACAAAUAUUAAAAUCAUCAAUGGCGGUUUA